Messenger RNA from [Torrubiella] hemipterigena, 2986 nucleotides. Lineage: Eukaryota; Fungi; Ascomycota; Sordariomycetes; Hypocreales; Clavicipitaceae. The record is from the annotation of a GenBank genome assembly.
GCGGGGUUCAACAUCAUCACGCUAUUGGGCCUACUCUCCAUCACAACCUCCGUUAUCCUUCUCAACCAUCAUUUACUGUAUACACUGUUCCUAACGUUCAUAUAUUUGGAGUAGCCAUGGCUUUCACUACCAAUGCAACCAUCAACACCUUUGGUGGCAAGCUCCUUAAGCUGACGCACCAGUCCACCACGACUGGCACCCCCAUGAACUUCAACCUCUUCCUUCCAGCCGGCGCGUCAUCCUCUAAGCCCGCGCCACUUCUCAUGUAUUUGUCUGGACUUACCUGCAGUCCCGAGAACGUAUCAGACAAGGGAUUCCUUCACGCACAUGCUUCCAAGGUCUCCCUGGCACUCCUCUUCCCAGAUACCUCGCCUCGCGGUCUUGAUCUACCUGGCGAGCACGACUCAUGGGACUUUGGAAGUGCUGCUUCCUUCUAUAUCGACGCCCCUAAAGCGCCAUGGAGCACAAACUAUCGCAUGGAGUCAUACCUCACCAAGGAGCUUCCCGAGCUGGUGUUCCAGAACUUCCAGGAGCUCGACAGCAGCCGUAUCUCCAUCACUGGCCACUCUAUGGGUGGCCACGGUGCAUUGACGCUAUUCCUCAAGAAUCCAGGAAUGUACAAGAGUGUUAGUGCAUUCUCGCCUAUUUGCAACCCUACACAGUGCCCUUGGGGAGAGAAGGCUUUCACCGGAUACAUUGGCGACUACCGUCAGGAGUGGAAGAAGCACGAUGCUACAGAGCUGAUCAAGACUUUCAAAGGACAGUUUAACUGCUUGAUCGAUGUGGGAACUGGUGACAACUUCUAUACUAAUGGCCAGCUUCUGCCUGAAAACUUGCAAAAGGCGGCCACUGAGGCAGGCGUUGAGGGACUUAACCUGCGAUUCCAAGAGGGAUACGACCACUCGUACUACUUCAUCUCAACUUUUGGCGAAGAUCACGUCAACCACGCUGCUAAGGCUCUUGGCCUGUAAGAUAGACGUACAUAGUAGCCGUAUAUGAAAAUAGUAUGGCAGAGAAGGACAAAUUCAUGGCUAGAGGAAUCAUAAUUGGAGAUAUUUUGUACAUCAUGGAAACUUUGUAGUAUGUAUUUCGUUAUAUACGGCGUCUCCCAAGGACUAAACGCCUCCCAAUAUCAAAAAACAAAAUGUCCGCCGAAUGCAUCAGAUGCCAUACUCCUUCCAUGCGCCGAUAUAUCGCGUAUAUACUGUAGAGAACGACACAAGUAAACAAAUUCCAAACUAUUUCACACCUCCACCCUAUUUCAUCGGAACGCCAUGGGUCGUUCCAAUACAGGGCUGAGCAGUCCAUCUUUCUCAAGUUUUGCGCGCAUUUCUACCUCUGCUUCUUUGCGGAUGCGCGCAAACGCCAACUUUUCGAAUCUGCUCAAGCUCUUCCACCAGUGUUGGCCGGCUUCAUGCUCCGCUAUGCGUUCCAGCAAGUCGGCCGUCUUGAAUCGGACUUCUUUGUCUUUGUGGAACAAGCCCAAGGCCAGGUAGAACAGGCCUGCAUGUGCUUCCGGGGCGACGCUCAGCAGCAGACAUAUCUCAUCAUACGAGUUUAUGUACUUGGCCAAUGUCAAGUAAAUAUCACGACUCUGCGCUGGGCUUAAGCGCUGCAUUCUGAGUCGAUCAUGCAUAUGGCCCAGAUCCAAGCCCUUUAAUGGCCGGACGGUGUAUAUUUGGGCCAGAUCCUGCAAGCAGUUAGAAUUCUGAAGCUAGUUAUAUGUUUAACUGUGUAGUACUCACUUGGAUAAAGCUGUAGUAGCUGCGCGUAUUGCGCCAGCCUUCGAUUCUAGUAACGUUUCCAGCAAGUUCCUUGUGUUUGGCCGUGUCAUCUGCCCAUACAUAGCCGUGGCCCGCUGCUCCAGGCAAAGUGAGCUCACGGUCUUCGGCACCGAUGUAUAAUGCGCUUGCUCCAUAUACGCUUUCUUCAAACUGUGCUGAUAUUCUCGUAAAUUUCAGAACCCAGUCGCGCCACUUUGCACGCAUGACUGCCUCUCCGUGUCUUGUAGCAAUGCUGCGGAGAACAUCUGACAUGAAGGCAGUAUCACCGGUUAGGUCCUGGUUCUGGUUUGCAGUUCCCGUGGCAAUUGUUGCAAGAGACGGGUUUUGUUGCUGGAAAUAAGAGAGUCCCUCGGUCACAGGCGCUGGCUCAAUCUUGCUGCUAAUCUUUAUGCGGCCAGUAGGCAAAUCACAAAGAAUAUCCCACCACUCAGGAUGGAGUUCAAAUGUGGGAUUAGUUACACCAGCGAUGAAGCCCGGCACAUUCAGCAGAUCGUCAAUCUUGGUAAGAUCAGUGUAAGGGAAAGCAUGGCGAGUAAAGCCUCUUAGGAUGCCGCCUGAAGCCAACGCGCAAGCCGCCAGCACCGCCUCCGCAACUUCACCCGACGGGAGGUUAUGACCGAGAAAGAUGACACGCUUUUGUGUGAGUAGUCCAUUCACGAGGACAAUAAUCGGAUGCGUGUUGACACCAUUUGUCGUCAGAUGAGGAUGUAGGGUGAAUGGCUGUGGUGACUUCGCGUGCGGUUCCGAAAACUUCUGAAUAAGCUUGACGAGCGAAAAGUCGCCUACAGUCUCGGGCAUAACAGCUGUUGGGAUUUUGAUGGGGAUUGGGAUGCCCUUAUACAUAACUUUGGACUCGAACUCGUGUGUGUCUCGCGGAACUGAAUAUGUCGAUGUUGAGUUGCCGCCUUCAAUAUGAGCCUUUGUACCGCGACGGGAUAUGGUUGAAGUCUCUGCUGAUCGAUGAUCGCGAUCAAUCGUGUCUGUGAUAGCUUCUCCACGCUCCUCUGCCAUACGCAUCUGAAUCAUGCGCUCAAACUUUUCCACAAACAAGUCUUUGUUGUCACUGGCCAGCAACAAGUGACGUUCUAGAAUGCUCAGUCGCGGCAUUAGUGAGAGAUCCAUGUCAUUGACGGCAUCGUAGAGCAUUGAUAGUGUCUCGGGGACUGGGGAUUUGAAGUAUUCUUCAAGAGCGAGGAGAAGUA